CAGAAGGUUUUAUACUGUCCACUAGCAGGAACUAAGAAGAGAAGGGGAGGGAAGGAAAAACAUGACCUUAUAAGGUAGACAUCUGUUCUGUUAUCACCUGAAUGUCCCAUCAUCUACUGAAUGUUUUGUGUCUAUGUGUCAUGGAGUUACUGAGCUGUGCCUUAUGUAUACUGGAAAGUUAAAAAGCUCUGUGUGCAGUGUCUGUGAAGAAAAGAGGAAGUGGUACUCUUCAUGGUCUUAUAGACCGACACAGUUCUGUAUUUCUUUUCAUUUACAGGAAGUGUUGGCAAUGUGAAUAUUAGGGAGGACCCACAUUGUCUCAAAAGUGAUAAAACAGCAGAGUGAUUUCAAACCAUUUGCAGUUCACAUAACGGAUUGUACCUUUAUAAUGGAAAACGCUACACAUGAUCACCAAGCUCCGUCUAACAACCCUGAAUUCCUUGGUAAGGCCGGGUGGGUUAAAAAGGCUCCUUGCAGACUGCUGGCUAGCUAUAAAGACAGCUACAUCCAUGUUGACAAGACUGCUAUUGCUGUAUAUCAAAAUGAGGACCUCACAAACUGCAUUGAAAGUCUUGACCUACAAAACUAUGAUAAAUGUCAUGAAUUAAAAAGCCGAUUAAUGAGGAAACACAGACUGAUCCUUAUUCGAUCGCCGAAGACUGCAAAUGAGAUCCGUAAUAUUAAAUUCCAAGUACAGACUGAAGAGGAAAAAGAGGCUUGGAUUCAAGCCCUAAAUGAUGGGAUCAACCGAGCAAAGAACAAAGUGCUGGAUGAGGUUAAGAUGGAUGAAAACAGUAAUUUACAGCAUUUAACUCGAACAAGACCCAAAGGGAACCGUAACCGACGCCCACCAACCAGGAUUCAUAUGAAAGAGGUUGCAGAGUUGUCAUCUGAAGGCAUGCUGCGCUUGGAUCUUGACCUUUUAAAUGCUGCAGUGCCGAAUGGGACAUAUGAUGCCAAUAGUGAUGACACUGACAUGCCUCGAGAAUCUAACAAAUUUGUGCUUCAGUGUAAUUUCACUGAGGGUGCAGAGAAUCUACUUGCAGAAACCCAGACUGACUUAAAGGUCUUGAAGCUACCCAUUGAAAGUCCAUCAUCGCUUCCCAGUCACUCAAGCAGCCCCUCGAGUGAACUUGCAGGAAAUUAUCAACUGAAACAUCACACCCACCCUCCAAACCCACCACCCAAAGACAUGAAGCCUUCCUUCGUUCUUUCGGCACCAAACCAAAAGGCCGAACGUCCCCCAGACAGCAAUGAGGACAAGCAACAAGAAAAUAAAAAUGAUACAGCAAGACUACCUCAGAAAAAAUAUCAAACUCUUCUUCAUGUUGGUGAUGGUACAACUACAUGCAUAGAAGGAAUCAUUAUGGAAAAUGACAAGGCAAAAAUCAUUCCACAAAUGCCUGGUUCAAAGAUAAUGAUACCCACAGAAAGAAAGACAGUUUUUCCUCCACUAAGCCCCAACAAAAAACAUUCUCUUUCAUCUAAAUUUAACAUCCAACCUAUAGAAGUCACAACUAAAUCUCAAGAGGAAGAAGAUCACGCUUCUUGGCUUAAAAAAUUGGUUUGUUUUUCUUCCCUCUCCAAUGAUAGUUUGCUGAACGACCCCACCAAUUACAGCCAAAUGUUUUUGCCAACACCACAAGAAAAGAGAAUAAAUUCAGAUAAUGAAUGUGUAGGUUGGUUUCAACAUCUAAAUGCAAAGAGUGCAGUAACUGGACACGAAAACACAUUUAGAAUGUCUAAAACCGCAGUUAGUGAUUCAGAUACAGAUGUUCUGAACAUUAGUAGCGAUGGUAAUUUGAUGCAGGCAGCAGUCACUGCUACAACAAAAAAUCAAUCUAAGGGCUCAAUGUGUCGACAAUUUAAGUCUAUGCCUCUGUCAACCAAGAUUAGAUCUGUCUCCUUUGGAAAUCUGCUGUCUGACUCAUCACAUACUAUUUCUUCGCGGUGCCAUUCAGAGGCUUUCAUGAGAAAUGAGGUUGACUUGAUCACACUUGAAAAUGAGUUGACUCUGGAAAUGCAAGAGACAAGCGAGCUAAUGAGCAGUGUGUGCCAGUCCCAUAUGGAAGGAGAUGAAGCAUCCAUACCAGGGAAUCUGCUGAUGAAGGCAAUGGAAAAACUAAAUAAGGCAGAUCAUGUCCUCAAAGAGCUCAAGGAAUUGAAACAUACAAAGACUGAGAGAAAAAAUACCUGGUGAAUGUCAGUCAAACAAGUAACAGUUUUAAGCCCACAUUGCAAAUCCAUCACUUUAGCAUCCUUACUUCUACCGCUACUACACAAACUAUCUAAUCCAAUCAGGAGAUACAAAAUACUGACAUUGGAACACACAUCCAUCCAUCCAUUUUCUAUUUUCAUCGGGCAGUAGGCGGGGGACACCCUGAACCGGUUGCCAGCCAAUCGCAGGGCACACAGAGACGACAAUCAUCCACACUCGCACUCACACUUGGGGCUAUUUGGAGUGAUCAUUUGGCCUACCAAGCAUGUUUUUGGGAUGUGGAAGGAAACCGGAGUGCCCGAAGAAAACCCACGCGGCCACGGGGAGAACAUGCAAACUCCACACAGGGAGGGUUGGAGGUGGAAUCGAACCAGCACCUUCCUAAGUGUUAGGCAGACGUGCUAACCAUUGCGCUACCAAGCCGCCCCUUGGAACACACAGUACCACCAAAUUCAAAUCACACAACGCACCGAAAUGGAUGCAUCCCAAGAGCAUAAUCCAGAGAAGCAAGCUGAACAGUGCUGUAAAGAAUAUGCAGCCAAAUUAAGGUUACACCUUGAGCAAGACGCUGAACCCAAUUUGCUCCCAAUGGGCCUGGCAGAACCUUGCAUUGCAGCAGCCUCCCAUUGGUAUAUAAAUGUGUGUGUGGAUGAGUGAAUGUGAGGCAUUGUAAAAGUGCUUUGGGGACCAUACGGUGUCGAUAAAGCGCAAUAUAAGUGCAGUCCAUUUACCAUUCCACUAUAAUCGUAUUUUUGUUUGUUUGUGUGUGUUUCUUUACGCAACACAAUUUCUUGUAUUUUGAAAGUUAGUAUGUCAAAAAAGGAGCAUACUAAUUUUUCAAUUGUUUAUCAACGUGGAAGAGAUAACACUUUGCUACAAUGUGAAGUACUGUAGUCAGUGUACAGCUUGUAACUGUAAAUUUAAUAUCCUCUCAAAAUAAGCCACCAUUCAGUUUUUUAUGUCAAAACCACAGGCAAAAGAAGCUACUCCAAAUGUUUUCCUUUUUGCCCAAAAUAGGGGAACCAUUAAUUCUAUGUGUGAACGUAAUUACGUUAAUUACAGUUAAUUACUGGUGUCAUGGAAACUUGCCGAUUUUACAUGUACUGUUUGACUUACUCCAGUCAUGCUCCUUAUGUCUCAGUGAAUUGUAAUAAAGUAAAUCUUUGGAUCCUCAAUGUCUGGCCAAAAUCCGGCAUCAUUUGGUUAAAUGUAAACAUCAACACAAGUUACAGAAAUAAGAAGAUUCCAUGAAGUGUUUACACCUUA
Molecule: messenger RNA, 3484 nt
Organism: Syngnathus acus (greater pipefish)
Lineage: Eukaryota; Metazoa; Chordata; Actinopteri; Syngnathiformes; Syngnathidae
Gene: plekho2
Product: pleckstrin homology domain containing, family O member 2
Exons: 7
Coding region: 389-2200 (603 amino acids)
Biological process (GO): macrophage apoptotic process
Source: RefSeq, a predicted model, not a curated record